Molecule: messenger RNA, 444 nt
Organism: Protopolystoma xenopodis
Lineage: Eukaryota; Metazoa; Platyhelminthes; Monogenea; Polystomatidea; Polystomatidae
Source: the annotation of a GenBank genome assembly
GGUGGCCAACAAUCUCGCUCAGUUAUUAGUUCACCUACUUUGUCAUGUCCGCUUGUUGACCUAUCUAGCAAUAAACGCUUCUUUUCAUCAGGUGACUCCCGGUUAUCGGCAGUUAGUAGCCAGAUGUCCUGUCUGCUGACUCCACUCUCCGCUGUGCCUGGCACCCUCAUCGAUGUAUAUUUAGGAAAUCUGGAUUUCUUCUUCAUUCGUGAAACCACGGAUGUACGCGAGUUUGGUGGCAUUGGUGGCUUCAUCCAUGCCAGUUUGACUGAAGCUCAGGCUGUUGUCGGGGCCCACACCACAAGCCUAGGUGGUAACGCACUACUCUCAUAUAGACUCAGCGAAUUGGAUGUUAUUCAUCAGACAUCCAGAAACCAGGCGCAAUGCCUACUUAAUGUAUGCGGAGAUAUGGCUUAUUUGGUCAGUCUUGACGGUUUGGCCUAA